Molecule: messenger RNA, 683 nt
Organism: Microbotryum saponariae
Lineage: Eukaryota; Fungi; Basidiomycota; Microbotryomycetes; Microbotryales; Microbotryaceae
Source: the annotation of a GenBank genome assembly
AUGAUUUUAGAAUGUUGCGAAUGGAUACACAGAUCGGUCGAGAUUGGGCUCGAUGGUUAUCGUCAUUGGAAUAACGACAUCUGCCGCUGCCACGAGCGGCCUUGGUUGGCCUGUGCGGCGUAUUGCUGUCCUUGCCUCAUCUGGUCGUUGAUUCACUCCAAGACGGAGCAUCUUGUUGCCCACGGUACUCGUGCGUUCCCUCAUGCGGAGUGGUAGCUGUCAUGUCACGUGCCCCUAGCCCUGGAUUACUGACACAGCUUGCCCCCUAUUGCUGUCGUACGCGCCCCGCUGACCUCGCAUCUUGACAGCUCAUCCCAAUCCACGAAAGGUGGGGUCAUGGUGCUGCAUCAUUGCGUUCUCGCCUAUUUGCGUGGCCCUCCCUGAGGUCUUGUUGGACUAUGCGUCCCGCGCCGAAACCCGCAAGCGUUACGGCAUUCGAGGGAACUGGGCCGAGGAUUUUGCCAUCGCGUUGUGCUUACCUUGUUGCUCAAUUGUCCAGGUAAGCUUUUUUCAUUCGCGUUGCGGCCAUUUGCCGCCAGCUGUCUCAGCCUCUCACACUAAGUGCAUGCCAUGAAUUGAUGAACACCGCACAGGAAUACCGCGAGAUUGAAGACGAAGAGAUCGCACUCGGAGUUGAACCGGCUCCCCGCCCCACUUGGCUGCGCCCGCACAACGUCGAUUGA